Messenger RNA from Tinamus guttatus (white-throated tinamou), 2287 nucleotides. The record is from RefSeq and is a predicted model, not a curated record. Lineage: Eukaryota; Metazoa; Chordata; Aves; Tinamiformes; Tinamidae.
AUGGAUACAGUAGAAAAGCGAGUCCACGCCUUUGUGCGAGUCAAACCGACAGCUGAUUUUGCUCAGGACAUGAUCAAGUUUGGGCAAGACAACAAGAGCAUAGAUAUUUACCUCAAAAAAGAUGCCAAGCAAGGCGUUGUGAACAACAGGCAGACGGAGUGGUGCUUCCGGCUCGACGGGGUUCUUCACAACGCCUCCCAGGACCUGGCCUACGAGACCGUCGCUGAGAAACUGGUGUCUGAAGCUUUGAAUGGCUAUAAUGGCACCAUCAUGUGCUACGGGCAAACAGGGGCCGGGAAAACGUACACGAUGACGGGAACGACGGCGGACUACAGGCACCGAGGAAUCAUCCCCCGCGCGAUCCAGCAGGUCCUCAAGGCGGCUGCACAUUGCGCCGAUCGAUUCGUCACCGUGCGAGUGUCCUACCUGGAGAUCUACAACGAGACCCUGUGUGACCUUCUGGCCACCGUGGCGAGCGGGGCCACCGGGGACGUGCCCUUGGCCGUGGUGGACUGCCCGGGGGGUGUUUAUGUGAAGGGUUUGUCUAUACAUACAGUCAACCACGAGGAGGAUGCUCUAAAUCUCCUGUUUGAGGGUGAGACCAAUAGAGUAAUAGCAGAACAUGCACUGAAUAAAAAUUCAUCCAGAUCCCACUGCAUUUUUACUAUCUAUAUUGAGUGUAAUUUCAGAGUUUUGUCGGAUGUCAAAUGCUUGAACUCCAAAAUCAACCUCAUAGACCUGGCAGGCUCAGAGAGGCUGAGUAAAACUGGGUCUGAAGGGCAGGUUCUGAAGGAAGCCACCUACAUCAACAAGUCCCUGUCGUUCCUCGAGCAGAUCGUCAUCGCCCUGAGCGACCCGAGGAGGGACCACGUCCCCUUCCGCCAGAGCAAGCUCACGCACGUCCUCAAGGACUCGCUCGGGGGAAACUGCAAUACUGUCCUGGUGGCAAAUAUCUGUGGGGAAGCUGUGCACAUGGACGAGACCUUGUCCUCUCUUCGUUUUGCUACCAGAAUGAAAUGGAUCACAACAGAACCAGUUGUCAAUGAGACAUGUGACACAUGGUGGAUGGUGAAGACUUUGGAGAAGGAGAUCAGUUACCUGAAGCGGGAGCUGGCCAUGCAUGACAGCUUGGUCAAUCGCUCUUUGGUGACUUAUGACCCUCUGACUGAAAUCCAGAUAGCAGAUAUUAAGUCUCAAGUGCUAAAAUACCUCGAAGGAUCCAUUGAUGAAAUUGAUAUAGUGAACAUGAGGCAAGUCCAGGAGGUUUUCAGACAGUUCAAACAGCUCGUAAGUCAACAGGAGCAGGAGGUGGAGGCCAGAUUACGAAGCAAGUAUGCGCUGAUAGACAAAAACGACUUUGCUGCUAUUGCUGCUGCUCAGAAGGCGGGCCUCGUUGACGUGGACGGCCAUGUGCUGGGGGACAUGGACGGGCAGGAUUUGGGGACAGGAACUGCUCAUUUUUCAUCCAAACAUGGUGGGAAGAAGAUAAAGCCCAAGAAGACCAAAGAGCAGGGCAGGAAGGAAGGAAUCGGGACCUCUUCUUCUGGGAAAGAGAUGGAUGUUCUUCUGCAAUCAAAAACUCAGGUGAUAACUUCCACCAAGGAUGUGGAUGUGAAAGAGGGAGUGAGGAGCCAGGAUGCAGCAAAUAUUGACACGCAGCCCUCGAAACUGGCUUCUCUGCGGGACUCCCAGCAGCUCAGGUAAGCCCAGGCAGGGGACUCCCCUCCUUCCAAGCCGGCGGCGUUCGAGCAGUUUAAGAAGGAAUGUGGCAGUGAGAUCAACCGGAUCUUUAAAGAGAACAAGAGCAUCCUCCUCGCCAGGAGGAAGAGGAGCGGAGCGGUCGCGCAGCGGCUCAACCUGAUGAAGCAGGAGAUGGAGGGCAUCAAAGAGGCACUGGGGGCUCAGCGGCAGGAGCGGUGGCAGCAGGGAGAGUAUGUUGAUGAGACGGGACAGAUCAUCAUCGACGAGGAGGAGUUUCUACUCAUUAUGAAGCUCAAGGACUUGAAGAAAGAAUACAGGUCUGAUUACGCGGAGCUUCAGGACCUGAAGGCAGAAAUCCAGUAUUGCCAGCAGCUCGUGGACCAGUGCCGGAACAAACUCGUCUCAGAGUUUGAGAUCUGGUACAACGAGGCCUUCCUCAUCCCCAAGGACGUGCAGGACACGCUGAAGCCCGGUGGCAGCAUCCGACCUGGAAUGAUUCCCAUAAACAGAGUGCUGUGCCUGGUGAGUUGUCCCGGCGGCUCUGCUUGUUCUCCUUGGUAGCCACACGUUGCGUGGUGACGAGGGC